AAACAUAUAGUGAUCGUAUAAUUAAGGUACGAUUUUGGCUUGCUUAGUUAGGAUAGAACUGAUGGAUCAAUUUGCUGAAACCCUGGACAAAAUUGGUUCGUUUGGCAAGUACCAACUAUUCAUAUGCGGUUUGCUAGCUUUCAGCACUAUACCAAAUGGAUUUCUUGCAAUGGUGCCCGUAUUCUCACAAAACACUCCGCAACAUUACUGCCGAAUUCCGCAACUUGAAGAACUAGCUACACAACAGAAUAUUUCGCGGAACUCAACUGAAUACCAAACUUGGUUGGAUUUCAGUUUGCCUUCGGAAAAGCAUAAGAAGGGUGUUUUCGCUAAGAGCCAAUGCAAGAGAUACAGUGACAUUGGUUUCACAUGGAAUGGAACAUCAGCAAUUCCAAUGUACACUAACAACAGUAACCGUGUUAUAAUAGAUUGCAACCAUGGAUGGGUAUACGAAAGUGAUAGAACAACUCUUGCUACAGAGUGGGACAUCGUAUGUGAAGAUGCAUGGCUCUUACCUCUCACGACUACAGUCUAUAUGUUUGGGGUUUUACUUGGUUCGUUUCUAAGUGGAAUAUUUUCCGACAGAUACGGCAGAAGGCCAACUUUCCUACUUGGUACUGCAGCAAUGUACGUGUGCAUUGGUUUGAACAGCUUUUCUGUAAACUUUUACAUGUACAUUGCGACAUUUUUUGGAUGUGGUAUUACGGCACUGAUCAAUUAUACGGCUGCAUUCGUUUUAGCAAGUGAAAUAAUCCAUGUUUCGAAGCGGUCCUUAAUUGGGAGUUUGGAAAAUUGUGGAUUUUCUGUCGGAUAUAUGAUCCUGGCACCAAUUGCCUACUUUAUCCCGGGCUGGCGGUGGCUUUUUAGAGCCCAAUCACUUUUCGGGUUAAUAUUUAUUCCAUACUAUUGGUGGUUACCGGAGUCUCCUUUAUGGUUAAUGUGCUCGGGCAAGGUUGAGGAAGCGAUGGUAAUUAUGCGCGAAAUUGCAAGAACCAACGGCAAGACAGUUGAAGACGACGACUUAAAGAAGUCAUUACUUAUGGUGAUAAGUAUAGUAUAUACAGUCUCUGAAACUCUUAUGAUUGCCGGGGCCAUGACAAGCAAGUUGUUCAUUACCGGGUGCUUCAAUAUCGUUUACAUCUUUUGCUGCGAGCUUUUCCCAACUCUCAUGCGAAACUUGAGCAUUGGAGCGUCUUCUACGGCCGCAAGAGUUGGGGCGAUUGCUUCCCCUUAUCUCAUAUUCUUAAGCCAGCAAACAAACUACUAUUCUUCGUACCUCAUUAUGGCUUCACUUGGUGUGUCGGCUGCCGGACUUACCUUACUUCUUCCAGAAACGAAAACCAUUCCAUUGCCAGAGACGAUUGAAGAUGCUGAAGACUUAGAAAAAUACACCAUGUGUUGUUCUGGCGGUUACACAAAAAGUAGAACGAUUAUUCGUCAACGCAGUUCAGUUGUAUAA
Molecule: messenger RNA, 1459 nt
Organism: Ciona intestinalis (vase tunicate)
Lineage: Eukaryota; Metazoa; Chordata; Ascidiacea; Phlebobranchia; Cionidae
Source: RefSeq, a predicted model, not a curated record